AUGGCGCUAGGUGGAAAAUGCACAUUUGGCGUUCGAAUGCCCAUAGAUAUCCACAUGCUCAAUGAGAUCAUAUACAGAGAGGUAAAGCACUUUAGAAAUUACAAGAUAUAUCGACCCAAUUUUAGAGUAACACCAGUUACUGGAAAAUUCUACGCAGCCCAUGACCAGUUAAAGGCGGAGACCGAUGAGGAGACGCGGAAGGUGGAUAAUUAUCAUGUCAAUGUGUCAAUAUCGAGAGCAAAGGGUCCACAUAGCAAAUAUCCCUCACCGGCUACCGAGAACCAAAUGUAA
Parnassius apollo (apollo) is the source of this 291-nucleotide messenger RNA. The record is from the annotation of a GenBank genome assembly. Lineage: Eukaryota; Metazoa; Arthropoda; Insecta; Lepidoptera; Papilionidae.